Molecule: messenger RNA, 1915 nt
Organism: Fomitopsis serialis
Lineage: Eukaryota; Fungi; Basidiomycota; Agaricomycetes; Polyporales; Fomitopsidaceae
Product: general substrate transporter
Exons: 13
Coding region: 35-1675 (546 amino acids)
Biological process (GO): transmembrane transport; carbohydrate transport
Cellular component (GO): membrane
Molecular function (GO): carbohydrate:proton symporter activity
Source: RefSeq, a predicted model, not a curated record
CCCGUGCAACACCAUCUUCCCCGGGUUGUCCAUCAUGUCGUCCUCCUCCGCAUCGAGCGCGAUUGACCAUGCCUCCGUCUCAGAGAAAGGCCACAAGGACAAGGUCCGCAUCCACGGUGCAGACCGAGGCGACGAGAUCCGCGCUCAUGCCCCCGCUCUGCGGGGUAAACGACUCACGGCGGCGCUCGCCUUCGUCGCGGGUACUGGCUUCACGCUGUUUGGUUACGACCAGGGUGUUAUGUCCGCCCUCCUCACAGCGAACCAGUUCGAGAAAGUGUUCCCUCAGGUUGUGGUGGGCGCCACUUCGCCCGCUAACCACGCGACGCUCCAAAGCUUCAUCGUCGCUAUCUACGAAAUUGGCUGUCUUAUCGGUGCACUGGCUAACCUCUGGCUCGGCGACAAGCUUGGCCGGAGGAAAACCAUUGUCGUUGGUGGUAUUAUCAUGAUCAUUGGCGCCAUCCUCCAGGCGACUUCGUUCAGCUAUGCGCAGAUGGUUGUUGCCACGUCUACGGUGCCAUCAUAUCAUGCAGAGUGCUCCCCAGCAGCAAAGCGUGGGAGCUUUAUCAUGAUUGAGGGUAGUCUCAUCACUUUCGGUAUCAUGGUAUCAUAUUGGAUUGACUUUGCAUUCUACUGGCUCACGGGAUCAUCCGCGCAAUGGAGAGUGCCAAUUGCAAUCCAGAUCCUCUUCGCUGUUAUGAUGGUCGGCGGUAUUUUCUUCCUGCCCGAAUCUCCGCGGUGGCUUGCGAAGCACGGUCGUGACGCUGAAGCGCUGGCAGUCAUCGCUGCUCUCGAGGACAAGGACUACACGGCCGAGUCGGUCCAGCUCACCUACCAUGGCAUUCGCGAGGCACUCUCCGCUGAAGGCGCCAACGAGCCGCAGCGGUCUGCGCUCAGCCACAUCUUCACGAAUGGUCGCUCGCAGAACUUCCGUCGCGCGGCCAUUGGCGUUGUCAACCAGUGCUUCCAGCAAAUCUCGGGUAUUAACCUUAUUACCUAUUAUGCUACGAUCCUCUUCCAACGCUUGGGCAUCAACGACGUGAACUCGAGAAUCAUCGCCGCAGCAAACGGCACCGAGUACUUCCUUGCCAGUCUCAUCGCCAUCGCCCUCAUCGACCGUGUGGGCCGUCGACCACUCAUGCUCUUCGGCUCGAUCGGACAGUGCCUCACCAUGGUCAUCCUAGCGGUGUUGGGCUCCGUCGAUACAUCGGGUGCCAAGGUGGCGUCCGCUGUCCUCCUCUUCGUCUUCAACUCGUUCUUCGCGAUUGGUUGGCUCGGGAUGACUUGGCUCUACCCCGCUGAGAUUGUCGGCCUGCGCAUUCGUGCGCCUGCGAACGCGUUCAGUACGGCGUCGAACUGGAUCUUCAACUUCGUUGUCGUCAUGGUCACGGGACCCGCGUUCAAUAACAUUGGCUGGAAGACCUACGUCGUGUUCGCCGCCCUGAAUGCGUUCAUCAUUCCGAUCGUGUACUUCUUCUUCCCCGAGACUGCUGGCCGUUCUCUGGAAGACAUGGACGUCAUCUUCGCCCUCGCAUACAACGAAGGUGUCUCGCCCGUCGGGGUUUCGCUUCGCAAGGACGUGCCGCCUGCAGGCACGCCGGAGGCCGACGAGAUCCUUGGCGUGCGCUCUGCGCGAUCAAGCACGAGCAAGGAGGAGGACGAGCGAAACAAGCAGUAGACGCGAUCUGCUACUCUAAUUGGAGAUGAGUGAGACGACACCAUCUCUGUGUACAACAGCCAGUGCGCCGUGACGCACACACUCUACGAUACCGCAACGAGUUUCUAUACCAUGAAUCUCACCGAUCUAGCUUUCGAUGUAUUUGUUCACGCAUCACAGUCUAUUAGCCAUGUCAUUACGCAAUCGUAGCUCGCUAUCGUUCCUCGUUUAUGAAUCAGUUGCACAACAGUUGCAUCAUUU